Messenger RNA from Mixia osmundae IAM 14324, 1212 nucleotides. RefSeq lists its product as uncharacterized. The record is from RefSeq and is a predicted model, not a curated record. The transcript is spliced from 3 exons. The coding region runs from base 1 to 1212 and encodes 403 amino acids. Lineage: Eukaryota; Fungi; Basidiomycota; Mixiomycetes; Mixiales; Mixiaceae.
AUGUCAAAGCCAAAGCUGCUCAGGCUGCGGCUGGCUCGGCCACCGCCGAGGACGAUAGCCUACGAUGUUCCCUUCAAGAUCAGUCUGACUCUCACAAAUGAUCUGGGCGAUCUCAAGCCAGUCCCCCAUGACCAGAAAGUUGUCUUGACGCUUCUGGACGCUCAAAGUUCCCAUAGUGCUUCGUAUGCCACCUUGGCAUCACCGGCUGGCCUUGCAUCAGACUCCAAAGGACUGGUAGUGACGCUCAGGGCGAAUGCUGGCUCUUUCCACUCUUUCGACUUGUUCAUCACUCGCAUAGGCCGAAACAUCCCUUCCAAUGGUCUGGUCAGACUGGAUGUACGAGCUCUAGUAGAGGAGGCCCCGAAGAGAGUAUGUAGCGAGGAGACAGAAAGGUUGCUCGCUUUCACUGGACAUUCUGCGGGCGAUCUCCUGGCUCAGGAUGAAGGAGAGGCAGUCUGGCUGGGCGACACUACCGGCUCAGUAAGUCUGAGCAAAUCUGCAAAGUCCCACUCGCCAGAGAAAGUCCAAGAGUGUUUCAAAGACUUUUAUCCGGCUCAGCUGACGCAGCUACGGUCCCAGAAGAUUGCACAAGAGCCGCUGAGAAUUAUCGAAUUGCCUGCUCAGACGCUCGGCGCGCACGUAUGGAAUGCUUCCAUCAUUCUAUCAGCAUAUCUUCUCACUUCGACAUCUUGGCAUCCCUCUGGCUCGGGCUGCAUCGUCGAGCUGGGCGCGGGAUGCGGGCUUGUUGGCUUAUGUGCACAUCGAGCACUGACGCCCAAACCAAGCAGAGUCCAUCUGACCGAUUUGCCUGCUGUUCUGUCUGACGCUACUGCGCCCAAUGUCGACCUUUACCUUUCAAAGGAUAAAAAGGCGUCCAUCGAGGCGUCCGAGCUACAGUGGGGCAUAGAGACCACGCGAGCAUGGACACAGAGGAACCUGGUUCAUGGGUCAAAUGUGUCUCUGCUAGCUGCCGAUGUGCUCUACAACACCAGUUCUUACGAAGCUUUUAUCGACACGAUCUCGGUCUUCUUCGGUACUUGCAAGUCUUGUAGCCUCAUUCUCGCAUUUCGAGAAAGAGCGAGUACCGACAAAAGUUUCUUUGAUCUCUGCGCUGCGCAAGCCAUCGAGAGUCAACAAUUGCACGGACCUAUGACCAGCUGGGGCCCCAUACAACUCUACAAGCUUUCGCCGCAAAACCGCAAUAAGCCAUGA